UAAACAUUUUUGAUAAAACACAAUACAGAGUUUCUAUUAAUGUAUUAUUUGGUCUUAGCAAGCGGUGCAAAUAAACUCGUCUAUAACUAGUGUAAUUGUCAUAAUUCAUUUAAUUCCACAAGCGACUGCAUUACAAUAACAAAAGAUGCCGUCGCCACAAGGCCAGAGAGCUAGACCGCGACUCUACUGUGGUAUGGGGAAUCACACGCUUCAGGAACCAUCUAAAAGAAUCGCAUCUAUGGGAAUGCUGGCAUUUGCGAAGAGAUGGAAUCCAGAGCUAAUGCACUCUACUCUCAUAUGUCUCAGUUGUUAUGAAUUGUUGGAGAAAAUAUAUCGUUUCAAACAAAACCGAAUCAGAGAACGUAUCAGACAAAUGAAUAGAGACGAACGUAACACCAAUUCACUUACGGACGUAAGCGCCACCUCCUCAUCCUCCAGUGGGGCGAGCUUAUCUCAAGAAAGCGGGCCCACUACGGCGGCGGCCAAACGAAAGCGUACAGAAUCAACACAUUCGGACUCUUCGCAACCGACCAACGAUCCUCAGCCUAAUAACGACGACGACGAUGACGACUCAAUGCUAAGUCUGAAUGCAGUGAAUGGCACACGUCUUCCCCACAUACAGCCCAUUCCCAAAAGACGCCAAUUUGUGCACUUGAACAAGGAGGCAAUGGAUAUUUAUUUGGCCGGCACCACAGGAGGAUAGUCUCUAUAUACUUUGGAAAGACCACAACUUAUUUGUAUUUAUCCUAAUUGUACAUGCUUAGAACCACUUAUUUUGGUCAUUUAUUUCCUGCUUAAAAUAAAAAUGGAGACUUGUUUAUUAAAGACAUCGAUUGAAAGAGAGAAA
Messenger RNA from Scaptodrosophila lebanonensis, 847 nucleotides. RefSeq lists its product as uncharacterized. NCBI's taxonomy places the organism in Eukaryota, Metazoa, Arthropoda, Insecta, Diptera, Drosophilidae. The transcript has a single exon. The record is from RefSeq and is a predicted model, not a curated record. The coding region runs from base 146 to 703 and encodes 185 amino acids.